Caenorhabditis remanei is the source of this 1467-nucleotide messenger RNA. RefSeq lists its product as uncharacterized. Gene Ontology annotation, biological process: signal transduction. The record is from RefSeq and is a predicted model, not a curated record. The transcript is spliced from 9 exons. The coding region runs from base 1 to 1467 and encodes 488 amino acids. NCBI's taxonomy places the organism in Eukaryota, Metazoa, Nematoda, Chromadorea, Rhabditida, Rhabditidae.
AUGGAUGAAAAGUUGCAUUACUGUAACUUGGCAAUCACCUUGCUGGCUGUUCUGGCAUUCUCUCAUAUUCAUUACAGAAUCUACAUUCUUGAAUCCGAAUGUAAAUCCCUCUCCGAUACAACCAGUUUCCGUUCCAAAAGAGAUGUUCCUGUUGUUUCCCGCGGGAAAAAUGCCUCUGACACCCUCUGGUUGACCUCUCUUUCAUCUGUUAAAAUAGGAGAACUUAUGCAUAAAUGCACAGAGAUUCAUGAGUACUGUAGUGAGCAGGAUGAUGUUCGUGGGAAGCCUGGACCAGUGGGACCCGUGGGUCCUCCUGGCAAACUUGGGCCACCUGGACCACAAGGAAGAAGAGGGUUGAUGGGAGUUCCCGGGCAUCCAGGACCAGUUGGACCACCUGGAAAUAUCGGAAAAGAUGCGGAUUGUUCAUCGUGUCCGGUUAGAGAUGAGUUGUUGAUGGAGAGAGAAUUCAAGUGUCCUACGAUUGAGAAUCUAGAAUGUCCUAAUAAAGACGCGAUCCCCACUACUCCUUGGCCAUCGAUCACUCAUCAACCAAUGUCUGGAUUGGUUCAACAGAUUCUGACAAACUACAGCGAAGUCGAGGGAUGUGUGAAAAUAUGUCUGAAGAACUAUACUCUAGACGAAGAAGUCGAGGAAACAAUCACAACUCCAGUCGCUUAUAUUCAAGGAGUCACUGCUCAUUGUCGUCUACAAAAUGUUGGGAAGCCAGUAUUUCAUUCUCACUCCACAACGUAUUACGGUAGUUGGAUGAGAGAUGCGUAUCCGCCAACUGGAGAUGACGCCCGUAAACGCUACGUAAUGAAUCAUUUCCAAGGACAUGAGCUGAUUGAAUUCCGAAAUGAAGCAGAAAUGAGACGAGAGCAUGUUGGAAAAGUCCAUAGACUCCCGUAUAUAUUCGAUGGAACCAAUCAUGUGAUUUUCAAUGCAUCUUUAUUCUAUCAAAGAGCUGGAUAUCCGAUUAUUGCAAAAUAUGAAUUCAAUUCGAAGCAAUAUUCUCAAUUUGAAAUUCCUGGUGCAGCGUAUCGUGGGGAUCAGUACCUUUACAACAAUUCUAUGAAUUAUUUCGACUUGGCAAUCGAUGAAAAUGCACUUUGGGUCAUGUUCCAUUACAAAGAAGAACAUUUCUUGUCUGUGGCGAAAGUGGAUAUAAAUAAUUUGACAAUUUAUGAAACUUUCAAUCUGACAAUGGUCAAUCAUACAGAUGUGGCGAAUGGAAUUGUUGUUUGUGGAACUAUUUAUUUGGUUGAAAGCGCCGCCGAGCAAUCUACAUACAUCUCGAGUGCCUACGAUUUCUACCGUAACACAUACUCUCAACCGCUGAUAAAAUGGAUCAAUUUGUAUAAAAACGCGAAUAUGAUAAGCUACAAUGCGUAUGAUAAGAGAAUUUAUAUCUAUGAUCAUGGAUAUAUGCUGUCGGUUCCCCCGCUUUUACAUUGGUUGGCUAAAUGA